Messenger RNA from Eimeria tenella, 2376 nucleotides. RefSeq lists its product as uncharacterized. The record is from RefSeq and is a predicted model, not a curated record. The transcript has a single exon. NCBI's taxonomy places the organism in Eukaryota, Apicomplexa, Conoidasida, Eucoccidiorida, Eimeriidae. The coding region runs from base 1 to 2376 and encodes 791 amino acids.
AUGACCCUUUUGUCUCCACCGGGACUCUGGGCACCCCCAGCGGGAUCUCCAGGGGGGCCCCCAGGGGGGCCCCCGGCGGGGGGCCCCCCCUUUCAAACAAGUGACCCUGAAGAACCCCUUGUGCUGCUGCUGCAGCCGGAGAGCCAAAGGGGCGCAGCAGCAGCAAGGUUUCCCUGCACUCCAGACGCAACCCAGCUCUCGCAGCAGCAGCUGCUGCUGCUGAGGCACCAGCCGCAGCAGCAGCAGCAGCAGCAGCAGAGCUCGCAGCUCUCGGAGACUGAGGAACACUGCAUGCGCAGAAGAGGCUCCCUAUUCUCCGCUGCCAGCCAGGACGCUUUCGCCGCUGCUGCUGCUGCUGCCGAGCAGCAACAGCAGCAGCAGCAGCACCACCACCACCACCACCACCGGCAGCAGCUGCUGCCUUUGUGGGAUAAACUCUGUGAGGACUCCCAGGCCUACUCCCAGCAGCAGCAGCAGCAGGAGAUUGUUUGGGCCGUUGAAAGGGCUUUUGCUGCAGAAGAAACAGGACCUGACUUCGCUGCAGCAGACCCAGCAGAAGCAGCAGCAGCAGCUGCUGCUGCUGCUGAUGAAACCCCGCAAGGCGCUAAGAGCCGCAACGGCCCCACAGACAUAGCAGAAACUUCAGCAACAGCAGCAAAGCCACCAGCAGCAGCAGCAACCGUCGCAGCACCAACAGUCGCAGCAGCUGCAGCAGCAGCAGCAGCAGCAGCUGCUGCUGCUGCUGCAGAUGAAUCCGACUGUGACUCGCAAGCCACAGUUGUACUUGGAAGCAACUCGCAGGAGCUGCUGCCGGGUGUACAUACACCUCGCGCCCAGGCCUCUACUGCAGCAACAGCAGCAGCAGCAGCUGCUGCUGCUGCUGCUGCUGCUGCAGGAGCAACUGCAGCGGCAGCAGCAGCAGCAGAGCAGGACGAUGUAGCAGCAGCAGCAGAUCUCCCCGUGACACCCGUAGCUGCGCCAAUCAAUUCAGAAGCUGCCGCAACAGCAGCACCAACAGCAACAGCAGAAGCAGCAGCAACAGCAGCAGCAAAUGCAGCAGCAGAAACGGCAGCAGCGUCCGUGAACCUGCUGUCGCCUCCAGCAGCACCAGCAGCAGCCCCUGCAAAGGCAGCAGCUGCUGCGAACGCAGCAGCAGCAGCAGCAGCACAUUCGGCGGGUCCUUGGGCGCCAAAGGAUGCAGCAGCAGAAACAACUGCAGCAGCUGCAGCAGCUGCUGCUGCUGCUGCAGCCUCAACUGCUGCUGCUGCUGCAAGAGAAACCCAAGCGCAAGCACCGCGCGCACCCCCACCGCAGGAACCGCUGCCGCAGUCGCAGCUGCAGCAGCAGCAGCCGCACCAGCAGCCGCAACAGCAGCAGCAGCAGCAGCAACAGCAACAGCAGCUGCAGCAGCUGCAGCAGCUGCAGCAGCAGCAGCUGCAGCAGCUAGGAGGUCUGUCUCCUUUAGGGCUGAGUGUGGCUGAUUGGGACGACCUGGAAGAGGCCCUCGAGUUUGCCUUAUCCCAGGCCAAGGAAGAGAGCCAAGCUGUGGGGGCCCCUGCCUCUGCUGCUGCUGCUGCUGCUGCUGCUGCUACUGCUGCUGUGUCUGCGAAGACCGACGCCUGUAGCAGCAGGGGUGCCCCACAGCUUGGUGCAGCGGCCGCUUACUGGGGUCAAAGCCAACAGCAACAGCAGCAGCAGCAGCAGUACUACCAUGCUAUGCAGAUGCAGCAACAACAGCAGCAGCAGCAGCAGCUGCAGCAGCAGCAGCAGCAACACCUGCAGCAGACAUGGCUACGGGAGGUCCCCUUCGACCACACAGGCACGGCAAGCCGCGGCCCCCCGCACCAGUUGGACCCUCAGUAUCAGCAGCAGCAGCAGCAACAGCAGCACCUGCAGCAGCAGCAGCAGCAGCAGCAGCAGCAGCAGCAGCAGCAGCAGCAGAGAUUGUGGGAGAGCAGCAGCUCGUCAACCCCUGUGAAGAGACUGGCCUCUUCUCUGAGUGCAGUCCCUCAAGGGUCUCUUUUGUCUGUCUCCAGCGGUCCCACACCUUCGCCCCCGAAGCAGCAGAAGCUAGCAGCAAAACAGCAGCAGCAGCAGCAGCAGCUAGGCGCAGCUCAGGACAGCAGGGGCUGCUCUCAAGCGGAGCGCCAGCAGCAACAGCAGCAGCAGCAGCAGCAGCACGGCCCUUGCAGCAACAGUAGCAGCAACAACCGCACAACCGACAACACCAGCAGCAGCAGCAGCAGCAGCAGCAGCAGCAGCAGCGAUGACUGGCUGUCGGAUGCUGCUUUCCUGCAGCAGCUGCUGCCGCCCGAGGGCGCCGCGCAGCUUUUCGGAGAGGAGACAGAUGAGAUAAACUGGGGGCCCAUUUCUUAG